AUGGCCGACGUCGCAGCAGCGCUGUCGCACGAGCUCGCGAGGAUAAUCGCGUGCCCGUAUCCCGUGUCGCUCGCCAAAUUGGCCGACAUCCUGUCCCGUGCCGACGCGCUCACUUGUCGGGCAUGCAUCCGGGAUCGUGCGCCUUGCGCCAUCGCGAAAUUGGCGUCCAUCGUGUCAUCAGCCCUCCCGCACUGGCAGCACACGCUGGCCAUCCUGCACUCUCUCUGUCACUCACCGGAAUUCAGGGACGAGCUUCUACGUCAGACUCCUGGACUCCUCGACGCCUUGCUCACCAAGGCAAACUCCUCCCAGAGCGAUUUUGAGGAGCACGUCGACCUAUGUGUGACCCUUCUCUCGCGCCCUCUGCCUGAGCAGGUGCCUCUGCCUGCCAGUGCCCAGUCCUUCUUCCUUCAACUGUUCGAGCGAGCAACGCACACUCCGGAUGUAGAAAUGCUGAGGCCCAUCUAUUACAUGCUAGAUGGAGCUUGCAGAGGCCUUCUCAGCCUUGUUCCCCCUGAGGCUAGCCACACGCUUGACAGGAGGUUGACCGAAAUACUCUCUUCCAAUGGCGCGUUCCAGAAUACCAUGGGCUUGCUUUGCUUUGGCAUAGUUAUGCUUGCCGAGCGUCCAUGGAUCACAAGCAAAGAACUCGAUGCAGCGGCAAGCCUCGACAGCGCGAUUCCUAGUGUCGACACAAUGCGAGAGUGGAAGACCGCGGCGGGACGAAAGGUGUUCGGCUCAGCAGACCUGAUGCUGAAGACGGUCAACCUAACUUAUCUGAGCGUGAUUUGGGCAGUCAAAGGCGAAAUGGGUGUGUCCGAUUCCGAAGCAGCGGAAGGAAUCAGAAUCGCAAUCCGUACUCUGCAGCUUGUAGACCCUCAAGUGCGAGAAGGGUGGCCAAACUCCUCUGAUCUUGCGAAGCGUAUGUUUCCGAAGCUUCCCUCCAAGAUCCAGCGCCGAGGCGUCAAUCUGGCCGUCCAGCUGGAAGCACUGUGUGUUUACAGUCUGGUCGCCGGGAAGCAUAACCUCUCACCGGAGAUGGUCAUGCAAUACCAGGCCACAUUGAUGGAAGUGACACGCUUCCCCGAUCCAGAUUGCCUACGAGAGAGCUUAUCGGUAUCCUUACCUAUGUUCGCUCCCCAAAUGCAAGAAACCGCCAUCUGUGCUCUCCUUUCCGCGAUCCUGAGGUUAGGUGCCUCUCCCGGCUCACCGCAGGAGAUGUCCAACAUUACCAUUUUGGUCGAGGAGCUCUGCGCGAUUAUUCCAAGCAGCGCUCAUUUGGGGUCUUGCGUAGUAGCCUCACUGUCAUCGAGCGAGCUGGAAGAAUCAGUUCAGAACUUUCUACGCGUUAAUGUCGAGGGCCGUGAAGAGGACCAAGAACACUCUUGCCAUUCUUUCCACGCGCUGCUGCUUCGACGCUUUGUCUCAGCAACUAUUUCGAUGCUUUUGACCUCGUCGAUCGCGUCGCCAUCAGGAGAACCCGGCCUUUCCCAAUCCGUCGUAAUCGCCUUGAUCAGCAAACAACGGCAGCUCUCGUCUAACGGGACACCAUGUUCUCACCCGCCAUUCUCGGCCCCGUCUCGAACCGUGUCGCUCUUCCAACAGGAGUGUACGCCACUAUCAGGACAGCAUCUACAGGAUUGGAGAUGUCGCCUGAAUUCUGAGCUGGAAAGCCAGGGCCACUACCAACGAGAUUCCAUCAUUCGCUCUGUAGCGCAGAUUUGCCACGAUCUCGAGCUACGUUGCGAUACUGUGGAGGAACCGCUGCGGCGAGAGCAGGAGAGGUGUGAGGAGCUUUCAGCUCAAGCAUCCGAGCUGCGACAACAGGUGGCAACACUAGAGAGCAAGAGGGAGGACCACUUGAUGUGUAUCGACGCGCUACAGGAUGAGCGCGCCGAGCUAGAAAGAGAGAAGAAUUCGCUCUCUACCCAACUGGAGCAAUUAAGGGGUGAUCUCAACCAGGCCAUUCGCAAAAGCAGACGACACUCUUCGUGCGGCUCGAAAGGCCCAUAA
Molecule: messenger RNA, 2013 nt
Organism: Trematosphaeria pertusa
Lineage: Eukaryota; Fungi; Ascomycota; Dothideomycetes; Pleosporales; Trematosphaeriaceae
Exons: 5
Coding region: 1-2013 (670 amino acids)
Source: RefSeq, a predicted model, not a curated record